UUUCUGUGACAAACUCCUUUAAUAAAGGGCUUGAAAACAUUCAGAAGUCUGCAGCUGCCUUCUUCCAGCCAGUCGUGGGACCACAGGCAAGUUCUGUAACCCUUCAAAUGUCUCACCUACAAAAUGAGGAAGGCAAUGCCCACUCACGGGGAUGUCGUGACCAUUGAAUGGACUGACGGCAUAAAAUGCCUGCACACUCUACUUCCUGGUAAAACUGGAGAAGGCGUUCUUCUGGGAGGGGGAAGGAGGGCCAGCGGUGUUUGCCAGGUGCCUGUGAUGUGCCACACUCCCAGGGGAGCUUCUGCAGUCCCAUCACUGCAUCCCAACAAGCGUGAGGUGAUGUUGUCCCCACCUCAGUGAGGUUCCGUGGCCGGUCAGGGUCUCCCUCAGGUCAGUGGCAGAGUCUGGUUCAAACAGUCUGCACCCUCCGGAGUCCAAGGGAGCGUGCUGUGCGGGCUUCGGCUGACGUUUUCCUUUUCAGGGGAUGAACAAUCAGUAUGCCCGCCGGGAGGUCUUCUGCCGGAACACCUGUCACGAGCUCAAACGCUUCUGGGAAAGGGAGAUUGGCAAACAGACUUACUAUCGAGAGUCAGAGGAACACCGCCUGGGAAGAAGCGCCCUGAGAAAGCUCAGAGAAGAAUGGAAGCAGAGACUAGAAACAAAGCUGAGACUGCGGAACAAUCCAGAUGAGACUGAAAAGCGGGCCAAUGUUGGCUGAGAGCUUCUUGCUUCGUUGACACAAGAGAAUACACAGCACUGAGAUCACUCUGCCAGGAGAAGUUCAUGCAAAUCCCUGAGCCCCUUUGCUAUAGCAAACAGACCUCAAGCCACUGUUUCCCCCACCUGCGAGGGGAUUUAUCUGUAAAUCCUUUCCCAGGGCUAAAUGGGAAUAAUUAGCCAAGUCAGUCCUCUGCCUGGGGGCCAGAAUGUUAUCCCAGAUAUCCCUAAAGCUGAGAUUAUUUAAUAUCAAAGCUCCACACAGCAUAUUUUAUUUCUAUAUAAUUGUCUUCUAAUUUUGAAAUCCAAAUAUUGUGAAUUCUAAGCACACUAGGGGAGAUGAUCUUCACAGUCAUGCUUUAAACAGUGCAUAGUAGUUUUCCCCACAUUUCUCCUUGGAAAUAGUUUUAUGUAAUCCUAUCUCUUGUUUUCUUUUGAUGAAAAGAGAAAUGCACCUAUCGGCAGAAAUUAAAACAUUGUAAAUAGUCAUUAAGAGAAGGUUUGCAAAUAAAUUGAUCUAAUAUCAUUUUUUCUUCGAAUGAAUGCAAUUGGCUUAUUUGAAAACAUGUUUACCUAGAAUCGUUAAAUAAGGUCAGGAUAAUUUUAAUAAAACUUGGUUGUCUUGCCAUUACUAGUGUGCAUGCUCUUCAUUUUAUUGCUUUACUUUAAAUCUCUACAUGCUUUCACUGGUUAUCUCUCUGUCAGCUCAGCUAAAGUAUAUCUGGCCACCUCAACAAAGUGUUUGCCACAUAGAUUCUGGACUUUGAAAUGUCACUGUCACUCCCCAGCCAUCUCUCAGUUCCCCUUUAUAGGACUGCUGCUCCCAAAAGUGCAAAUUGCUCCUUGCCAACCAUGGCAAGGGAGCAGAGAGAUGCAUGCUGUAAAGUACCCGAUGGUUGUAGGAAGCACCUGCAAGGCCUUACAUACACAGGAGCAAUGUUACCAGGACACACACAGAGCAAGGCAAGGGCAAUUCCAGACAGUAGCGAGUGUAGUGUUCCAGUCCUCUAAAUGCCCUGAUGUGCCAUAAAGUGCUCCUAUCCACAUCCCUGAGCCCAGAAGCCUUCAUCAGGGUGAUAAGAGGCACCAAAAGGCAAGAAGUGUUGAGAGAUCAUUUUCCCAGGUCCCAUUCUCAUAUGAUCCAGGAAACAGGGCUCAGAGCCCUCCCUCCCACUACGGUCUCUCAUUCAAUCUGGGAUUCGAUCCAGCUAAUAAACUAUGAAUUCCAGCUGGGUUCAUUCGAGAGCAUUUUUAUGAAAGUGAAAUUUUUGUCGGGUAUAAGAGGAAAAUAGGAAUUAAAUAGAGGGAGAAGAGAAAUAGGGCUCACAGGCGGAGAGGCUCUCAGAAGCAAAGGCCUAUCAUCAUGAGCUGUAAAACACUGCCGCUGGAAUCAGCUGGAACCUACUGCUGGAAUGAAGCAGAGGGAGGCAGAAAAUGCAGGGGAAGAGUCAUUGUGCACUUACUCGUUCACCACAUGCCAGGCUCUGUGCUAGACAACUGGAAUACAGCAGAGAAGACCAGAAGCACUGGCUCUGGAGGCUACAGUCUAGGGAAGACGGCAGAAAAGUCAAGGCAAUUCAACGUGAGGGACUUUAGCACUGGGAGCCACAGCAGGCAAAUGUGCACACCCCAUGUGGGGACCCAUUCUGGCCUAGGGAGGGCUACUUAAGAACAGGCUAGUUAAGCCCAAGUAAGCAGGAUCCAGGUAAAGCUGAGAUUCAGGGCUCAUGGGUCCGGGCUCUUGAGAGAACACAUUCAAUAAGGCAGGAAUAGGAAUGAGGAGAAAGUGUAGGAAGAAUCUGUAAGAAUCAGCAUACAGGGCCUUUUUGGCUGAGAGUUUGAGCUUUUCCCAAGGGCACAGGAAGCCCCUGAAGGGUGUUAGCCAGGGAAAUGCCACAAUGGCCAUGGUUGUGAAAGGUUACUCCACACUGAAAGGUGGGAAGACCAGCCAGGAGCUUCUGCAGCUGCCUCCUGAGAAAUGAGAAGGCCACACUAAGACUCUGUGCCCUGGCAGCAAGGACUGGGAAAGAAAGGGAGAGGGAAGGGUAAGUGCCAUUUUCUCACAGUACUGCAGCUGGAAGCCCAAGAUCAAGGUCCCAGCCUGGUCAGUUUCUGGUAAGAGCUCUCUCUUGGCUUCCAAAUGGCCACCUUCUCACUGUGUCCUCAUAUGGCAGGGGAGAGGAAAGGGACAGAGAGAGAGCAAGCUCUCUGCUGCGUCCUCUUAUAAAGGCAUUAGUCCCAACACAAGUGCCCCACCCUCGUGACCUCAUCUAAACCUAAUUUUCUCUCAAAGUCCUCAUCUCCAAAUGCUGUCACAUUGGGAGUUAGGGCUUCAAUGUACGAAUUUGCAGAAGGGGGAGAGAUGAUCCACAGCUCAGCCCACAGCAGAAAGGGAUGCUUUACAUCUGUGUAUCAAGUCUUAGACACAUCCCUGGGCACAUCCCAUUUGUGAAACUGACCAGGAUCAACACAGCAAAAACUUUGAGAGCUGAACUAUGGUGUGGAACACUACCCAGGUUUCAAAUUGGCCUCUGGGUAGCACGCAACAGCAGACCACAAAAGCAGUCAAAGGCUUUGAAAAGUAAUUGACAUUUAAAACAUAGCCCACAAAAGUGGGCCAGGACAUGAUUCCUGGACAUAAAUAGAUUGACUGCCUGUUAAAAUAGAUAUGUAAAAAGGAGAGCCUCAUAAUCUUGGACUCAAAAUGUCCAGGAUAUAAUCCAAAAUUACUCAUACCAAGAGCCAAGAAAAUCUUAACUCAAAUGAGAAAGGAUAAUCAACAGACGCUAAUAGU
Messenger RNA from Equus caballus (horse), 3511 nucleotides. It is a transcript of the gene FAM240A, whose product is annotated as family with sequence similarity 240 member A. The record is from RefSeq and is a predicted model, not a curated record. Lineage: Eukaryota; Metazoa; Chordata; Mammalia; Perissodactyla; Equidae.